Molecule: messenger RNA, 1044 nt
Organism: Neomonachus schauinslandi (Hawaiian monk seal)
Lineage: Eukaryota; Metazoa; Chordata; Mammalia; Carnivora; Phocidae
Gene: LRRC69
Product: leucine rich repeat containing 69
Exons: 8
Coding region: 1-1044 (347 amino acids)
Molecular function (GO): protein binding
Source: RefSeq, a predicted model, not a curated record
AUGACUGAAAGGUUGUUAGUAAGAGCAUUGAAGGGUGGUGAAAACACUAAGAUCGUUACCUUGAAUGGGAAGAAGAUAACAAAGAUGCCCUCAACAUUAGAUAAAUUGCCUGGCCUGAAGACUCUGGAUCUUCAGAAUAACCAAAUACCCAAGGUGUGCCCUGAGAUAAGCACCUUGACCCAGUUGAUAGUACUAAAUCUGGGAAACAACCUUUUGGAAGAAAUUCCAGAAGAGAUGAAAUACCUUACAUCCCUGAAGAAGCUUCAUUUAUUUGGAAAUAAGAUUUGUAAAUUUGCAUCUGAAGCAUGUGAUGGCUUACAAAAUUUGAUUCUGCUUAAUCUGAACAACAAUCAGCUCACAUGGAUUCCUCAAGAAGUCAGCAGAUUAAAAAGUCUUGUAUAUUUGAGUAUAAAUCAUAACCAGCUAGCCAGCAUUCCUAAAGAACUUUGUUUUCUUAAGAAUCUUUCUGAACUUCAACUUAACUACAAUCAGCUCAUUUGCAUACCUGAGGAGAUUAAGUUUUUGAAGAAGCUCCGGAAGCUUCUUCUGGUCAGGAACAACAUUGAAGUUUUGCCAGAGGGACUUUGUGAUCUUAUAAAACUAAGAAUCCUAGACAUAGCUGGAAAUUUUAUUCAGACAUUUCCAUCAGGAUUUCAGAAUCUGAAGCUGAAGGAAUUCUACUGUGAAGGAAACCCACUGUUCCUGAAGCAGCCAGUUAAUGCUGUACAACAGGAGGACGCCUGGAGUCUACAGGAAAUAACAUCAAGAUUUAUAAUGAAUGAGCUAGCAGGAAAGAAUCCUUUCAUAAUGCACGUCAUAGAACAGCACCCACAGGUCAGGAACAUAAUCUCUCAGGGAAGAAAAUGCGCAAUAUGUGGAAAGUGCUUUUUAACCAUAUGGCUGGAAUGUGUUGAAUUUGUUCCUCCACCAAAGAACUGGAAGAUAAGCAGAAAUCUACAGCUGGUACCUCUUCGAAUAUUAAUUUGUUCUUACAAAUGUUUUAAUCAGCGUGGCCCUAACCUCUUUGGAAUUGCUCAAGCGUAG